Messenger RNA from Gopherus evgoodei (Goodes thornscrub tortoise), 3555 nucleotides. It is a transcript of the gene ARHGAP39, whose product is annotated as Rho GTPase activating protein 39. Gene Ontology annotation, molecular function: GTPase activator activity; protein binding. The record is from RefSeq and is a predicted model, not a curated record. Gene Ontology annotation, cellular component: cytoplasm; cytoskeleton. Lineage: Eukaryota; Metazoa; Chordata; Testudines; Testudinidae. Bases 45 to 3365 code for a protein of 1106 amino acids. The transcript is spliced from 11 exons. Gene Ontology annotation, biological process: signal transduction.
UCUGCGCACCCAGCCUGCCGCGCGCUAGCGAGCCGCCGGGGAAGAUGGCGGAGAGGCUGGAAUGGGUGGAAAUCAUAGAGCCUCGAACGCGGGAGCGCAUGUACGCCAACCUCAUCACAGGGGAGUGUGUGUGGGAUCCGCCUGCUGGCGUCCGCGUAAAGCGCACCAGCGAGAACCAGUGGUGGGAACUGUUCGACCCGAACACCUCACGGUUCUACUACUACAACGCCACCACCCAGCGGACCGUAUGGCACCGGCCGCAGAACUGUGACAUCAUCCCGCUGGCCAAGCUGCAGACCCUGAAGCAGAACACCGAGUCACCGAGGGCCUCCACGGAGAACAGCCCUGGGCGGAGCAGCAAUGUCAGCAGGGAGGGCAGCACCAGCUCCUCCCUGGAGCAGGAGCUGGAAGGCAGCGAGAAGGUGCAGGAUCAGACGAGGUCAAACCGUCAGUCAGCCCAGUUUGCUGUAGUGAAAGAAGAACCAGAAAGUUCUUCACCUCCUGGAGUGUUUGAGAAAGAAUAUGAAAUAUACCGGGAUUACAAUGCAGAAGGUCAACUUCUCCACUACAGGACGUCCUCCCUGCGAUGGAACACCGGCACCAAGGAGCGCCUGCUGAUUAAGGUGACGGACCGCGAGCCGAGCUUUCUCAUGCACCAGGGCAAUGGCUACACCACCGACAGCCAGCAGGGGACCCGCUCACGGAGGCCGUCAGGGGGCCAGCAGUCCCCCAACCUGCAGACGUUUGCCCCUGACACUGACAACUCCGUCUUCUUCCCUGAGAGGAAGCAGUCUCCCUUCUUGAAAAGGGCUGACCAUGUGGGCAGCUGCUCCCCGCUGCUCGGUCGGGGGGAUUCAUUCUGCUCCCCGCUCCAGUCCCAGCACCGGAAGCACUCGAGUGAGUCCCAGCCAUCUUCUCCUCGCUAUGCCUAUGAGCCCCCCUUGUACGAGGAGCCCCCCAUGGAGUACCAGGCCCCCAUCUAUGAUGAGCCCCCGGUGGACAUGCAGUAUGAAGCCAGCGGCAACUACAAGGCGGGCUCCCCGCAGAAAUCACCCAUCCGCAAACCCCACCCAUUCUUGCAGUCGCCCAAGCAGGGCCCCAACUCUCCCUACCAGCAGCUGGUGCUCACCAAACAGAAAUGCCCCGAGAGGUUCAUGAGCCUGGAGUACAGCCCUGCAGGCAAGGAGUAUGUAAGACAGCUGGUUUACGUGGAGCAGUCCGGUUCCAGCCCCAAGCUGAAAACGGGCCUGCGACACAAGUACUCCCCUAACCCCAUAGGUGGCUCGUACUCAUUGCAACACAGCCCCUGCCUGGUGAGGGACCAGCGCCUGGAGAUCAAGUCUGGGGACUACAGCAGCAUGGAAGGGGCUGACUUCCGACACAGCCAGCCCGUGAGCCAGGCCUCCCAGGGGGAAGACUCCAUGUCAUGGUCCAGUCAGCAGGACACCAUGUCUUCUACAGGGUACUCACCUAGCACCAGGAAAAGGAAAAGCAGGAAGCCCUCCCUGUCCCACGACCCCAACACCUCCUCCACGGAUGGUUCGGGGGAUCGGGAGGCUCUCAACGAGCAGCUGAUGGCAGAGGAGAGGCCCAUGCCCGGCACUUACAGGCCCCAGAUGAACCGCACAGAGAGCAAAUCCAUUGAGGCUGAGGCAGUGCGGGGCUUCCCGGAGCCCUUCCUGGCCCAGGCCCGACUGGCGUGGGAGGCGCAGCAGGCUCACUACCACAUGAAGCAGCGGAGCAGCUGGGAUUCCCAGAAGGACGGCUCAGGCUAUGAGAGCGAUGGUGCCUUGCCUUUACCUAUGCCCGGCCCCGUGGUGCGGGCCUUCAGCGAGGAUGAGGCCCUGGCACAGCAGGAGAGCAAGCACUGGAAGAGGAAUACCUUUGAGAAGCUGGGGUUCCCUCAGAUCCUGCUGGAGAAGAGUGUGUCUGUGCAGACUAACCUGGCUUCUCCAGAGCCCUACCUGCAUCCAUCUCAGUCCGAGGAUCUUGGUGCCUGUGCCCAGUUUGAGAGCAGCAGACAGAACAGAAAUAUGAUGCCUAGUGCCAGCUGUGUCUUCCCUACCUUCACCCUACGAAAGCCCUCCUCGGAGACGGACAUUGAGAACUGGGCCUCCAAGCACUUCAACAAGCACACCCAAGGGCUCUUCCGGAGGAAGGUCUCCAUUGCCAACAUGCUGGCCUGGAGCAGCGAGUCCAUCAAGAAGCCCAUGAUCAUGACCACCGACCGCAACGUCAAGAAGGAAGCCUGUGAGAUAUUUAAACUGAUUCAAAUGUACAUGGGGGACCGGCGGGCCAAGGCGGAUCAACUCAGCGUGGCUUUGGAGAUCGCCACCAAAGGCUGGAGCAUGCAGGGUCUGAGGGACGAGCUAUACAUCCAGCUGUGCCGGCAGACCACUGAGAACUUCCGUUAUGAGAGUCUGGCACGGGGCUGGGAGCUAAUGGCUAUUUGCCUGGCCUUCUUCCCGCCCACUCCCAAAUUCCAUUCCUACCUAGAAGGGUAUAUUUACCGGCACAUGGAUCCGGUGAAUGACACCAAAGUGACCCAGCACAUUAAAGAGCUCCUGGAAAGGAACAGUAAGAAGAAAUCCAAAUUGAGAAAGAAACCCAAGCCCUAUAUCGAAGAGCAUGAUGGGGUGGCAAUAAGCACUUACGCCAAGUACUGUUACAACAAGCUCCAGAAAGCAGCCUUGACAGGAGCAAAGAAGGGCCUGAAGAAGCCGAAUAUUGAGGAGAUCCGGCAUGCAAAGAAUGCAGUGUUCAGCCCCUCCAUGUUUGGGAGCUCCCUGCAGGAGAUCAUGAACAUGCAGAAGGAGAGGUACCCGGAUCGGCAGCUCCCCUGGGUGCAAACCAGACUGUCUGAGGAAGUGCUGGCGCUUAAUGGAGACCAGACCGAGGGCAUCUUCAGAGUGCCUGGAGAUAUCGAUGAGGUCAACGCCCUCAAGCUGCAGGUCGAUCAGUGGAAAAUCCCCACCGGCUUGGAAGACCCUCAUGUUCCUGCGUCGUUGCUAAAGCUCUGGUACCGGGAGCUCGAGGAGCCGCUGAUUCCCCACGAGUUCUACGAACAGUGCAUUACCCACUAUGAGAACCCAGAAGCAGCCAUCGCAGUCAUCCACUCCCUGCCCAGGAUCAACAAAAUGGUGCUCUGCUACCUCAUCCGCUUCCUACAGGUGUUCGUGCAGCCGGCUAAUGUGGCGGUCACCAAGAUGGACGUCAAUAACCUGGCCAUGGUGAUGGCCCCCAACUGCCUGCGCUGCCAGUCCGACGACCCGCGGAUCAUCUUCGAGAACACCAGGAAGGAAAUGUCCUUCAUCCGGGUGCUGAUCCAGCACCUGGACACCAGCUUCAUGGAGGGGGUCCUAUAGCAGCGAGCAGGGGCAGGAGCUAAAACCAAUGCUGACGACGACCACAAACCACCCAACCCCCCUUGAAGCCCAGGUCAAUCAGCCAGACACCACAAAGGGAAGGCACUGGGCAGCCCUGGGCAGAGCCUCUCGUCCCCAUCACACCAUGUCCCCAGCCCCAUUACAACCCGGCCUAGUCCUGCCUCUCUCA